This is a messenger RNA of Pocillopora damicornis (cauliflower coral), 4558 nucleotides long. RefSeq lists its product as uncharacterized. Gene Ontology annotation, biological process: Notch signaling pathway. The record is from RefSeq and is a predicted model, not a curated record. NCBI's taxonomy places the organism in Eukaryota, Metazoa, Cnidaria, Anthozoa, Scleractinia, Pocilloporidae. Gene Ontology annotation, molecular function: calcium ion binding; Notch binding.
CUUUCCAUCCUCUUAAUUCUUACAAUGGUCUCACAAUAAGGAUAACCUAGUUCCUCGAUAAACGAUUUCUUAACAUUUGAACAUGAAAGUAACACUUGGCACAUGGCACAUCACAUUUCUCUUCCUAAGUUUAGUGACAACAAUUCAGACUAAGAUCUCUCAAGCGGCGUUCAAAGGAGACAAAACAUCUAAAACGACAAGCAAAAGUCACCAACAUCACAAAGCGGAGGUGAAGAAGGAAAAACGUUUUAUGAACGAACAUUCUCCGAAAGGCAGAGUAGUUUAUUCAUUCGUAACGGACAGGAACCGAUAUUUGCCGAGAAGGCCGCGCCUGUAUCGAGCUUUCGUUGUUAGGCGUCCUUUAACAGUGCAACAAUCGAUGGAAAACGCUAACACGCGUCAAAACAUUCCUUUCAUGGAGGUGGAACCUACAUAUCAUCAACAGCUUGUAAGAGUUCGUCCCAUUUCGCGACCAAUUUACUACUUGCAAGACACGCCUGAUGAACAAGAAGCAGAGUUCGAGGAUCCAUUGAAUGAACCUGUUGCUUUGAUGCCUGAGGAAUUUCCAGUACAUAUCGACGGCUGUCGUCCUAAUCCAUGUUAUAAUGGUGGACGGUGUAAGAGACUCAGACAUGGAAGAUUUAGAUGUGUAUGCCAUAGAGGGUACAGUGGUAGAUUAUGUAAUGUGCUGCGAACAAAAUGUAAACCGAACCCUUGCAUGAACGGAGGAACCUGCACUCAGCUGAAUGGAGGCUUCGAGUGCACAUGUUCAUUUGGCUACAAAGGAGAAACGUGCAGUCAGGAAGCCAAGUGUGGAAAUAAUCCGUGUCAGAAUGGAGGCUCGUGUACCGAGCUGGACACGGGCUUCCAGUGUAGCUGUGCUCCUGGGUAUCGUGGGAAAAAAUGUCAAGAAAUAAGCUACUGCUACAAGACACCCUGCAGAAAUGGCGGAACUUGUACUGAAACAGACACUGGGUUCGAGUGCGUCUGUCCAUCACAGUGGAACUGUAUCGACUGCAGCUGUAGCGCUGUUAAUGGUAUAAAGCAUUCUCUGGAUAAUUGUUUACCAAAUCCCUGCCAAAAUGGAGGCACCUGUUUUUCUACUCAUGAUGGCUUUAAAUGUCUCUGUAUGCAAGGUUACAAAGGAAAGUCAUGUGAAGCGGUUGAAUAUUGCAAUACUGAACCAUGCCUGAAUGGUGGAACAUGCAAAGAGACCGCAACGAGUUACAUCUGCCUUUGUAAAAGUAGAUUUCGAGGAAAAAACUGCGAUGUGGAAAACCAUUGCCGACCUAAAAACCCAUGCGAGAAUGACGGUUUAUGUGUAGAACUGGAAGAUGAUUAUAAAUGCAGGUGUAAAAUCGGAUAUCGCGGAGUCAACUGCGAAGAAAAGGAGUAUUGCAUUCCAAAUCCCUGCAAGAAUGGGGCAACCUGCACCGCUGAACAGCAAGGAUAUACGUGUUCUUGUCAGCCUGGCUUCAGAGGAGAAACAUGUCAAAUCCGGGAAAUGUGUGCCUCCAAUCCAUGUCUGCACGAAGGAACAUGUAUAGAAAUGGAUAACAAUACCUUCAAGUGCCUCUGCGUAGCAGGUUGGAAAGGAGAACACUGUCAUGAUAAGGAUCUUUGUGUUCCAAAUCCAUGCAAGAACGAAGGUCAUUGUGAAGCACAUGGAUUCUCCUUCCAAUGCCACUGUGCCCUUGGCUUUAAGGGAAAUAAUUGCGCAGCAAAAGAUCCUUGCAGCCCGAAUCCAUGUCACCAUGGGGGCCACUGUCUCAGCCACAGUGAAGUUGAUUAUGAGUGUGAAUGUGGAAAAGGAUACACUGGAGUAAAGUGUGAGAGAGUAAACCCUUGUUACCCAAACCCCUGUAAAUAUGGAGGAACUUGUCAAACAACAACAGAUAGUUUUACAUGUAACUGCCCCGCUGGAAGAGUUGGAGAAUUCUGCGAAGAGAUUGACCCUUGUCUUCCAAAUCCUUGCGAAAAUGAAGGAGCUUGCAUCAGACUGAGCCACGGCCAGCACCAAUGUAUCUGCACUAACGCUUUUGUUGGUCCACUUUGCACAGUUUCAAAUCCAUGUCUACCCAGUCCAUGUCUUAACAAUGGGACCUGUGUGAAUAAAGGCAUUGCAUUUGAAUGUCACUGUCCAGGAGCCUUCUCUGGAAAGCGAUGCGAAAUUCAGUCCAAGUGUUUUCCAAACCCUUGCCUUAAUGACGCCACUUGUCGUGACGUUGACAUAGGUCGCGGCUACGUGUGUUACUGCUCCAUUGCAUACCUGGGACCCGACUGUGAAAAAACAAAUUUAUGCUUUCACCACAACCCUUGUCAGAACGGAGGCACGUGCAAAACUGAUGGAACCAACUUAGCGUGUCAAUGUCCUCCGGGUUAUUUGGGUUCGCAUUGUGAACAGGCGAACUUCUGUUUUUCGUCGCCCUGCAAAAACAGAGGAACAUGUUCUCCAAAGACUGAUGGCUUUGAAUGUGACUGCAAACAAGGAUUUUUCGGAAAAACUUGUGAAGCUUUGAGCAGUCACUGUUUCCCAAACCCCUGCAAAAAUGAUGGGUUGUGUGCUGAAGUACAGAGCAAGGAGGGCUAUAUUUGUGUUUGCAAGGAGGGAUUUGUUGGAUCGCAUUGCGAAAGAAAAGAUCCGUGCAUUCCAAAUCCCUGUCAACACAAUGGUACAUGCUUACAGGCUCAUAACAGGCGAGGAUAUCACUGCCUCUGUCAAGCCGGCUGGCGAGGAUAUGCCUGCGAACGUGAAGAUCUUUGCUAUCCCACCAACCCUUGCCUUAAUGGAGGAACAUGUUUCAAUGCCCUCGACACCUUUAUUUGCCACUGUCCUAAAAGAUAUUCAGGAAAACAUUGUGGAAAUGACAAGUGUGCGCGUUGUGACGUAAAUGCGAACUGCGUGGAUGGAACGUGUGAAUGUAGACAUGGUUACGUUGGCAACGGUUUCACGUGCACUCCUGUUGGAAAUCCGUGCCAACCCAACCCUUGUGAAAAUGGCGGAACAUGUCGUCCAGGACAUGGUGAAAAACUGUUCGAAUGCACGUGUCGCGAAGGAUUCGUCGGCACUAAGUGUGAAGAAUCCAAAAGUGCAUGUGCAUCAAACCCGUGCGCUAAUGGAGGAACAUGUGUAGAUGCCACAAACAAUGAUGGUUCACUUCUGGAGGGCGUGAUAUUCACAAAUCAUUCACAAUUCAAAUGUGUUUGCCCCAAGGGUUACGCAGGAGAAAACUGUCAGAAACUUGUCAUGAAUAAUCCUUGCUCCACCCACCCAUGUCUCAACAAUGGGACUUGCUUUGACGAUACAAACAGUGCUGGAAUAGAUCUGAAACUACUAAAUGCUUUGGACUUUCGUUGCUUCUGUCCAAUUGGAUACAGUGGUAUUGUCUGCGAAACACCUAAGUCAGCAUGUCACUCAAGCCCAUGCCUCCAUGGUGGGACCUGCUUAGACUCUUCAAACACAGCUGACGUGGCGUUUAACGCUAACGGUUAUAAAUGUCUUUGCGCCGCGGGCUUCAUAGGAAUGAAUUGUGAAGCCAGCUCAGCAUCUGAAUUAAAGACUGCUACAGUCACAGCUGCCCUUCAGGCCACAGCCAAACCAAUAGGCGCACAGGGAUACAAACCAGCAGCUCAGGUGAUAGAUGUUCAUGCACCCUUAGGGACACCUGGUGCACCAUCAGCUGUAGCCUUGGUGCCACAAGAGCCAAAGGAAACAAGCGCAGUAUUGGGACAAUUGGGUACAACCCUACUAGCCAAACCAGUUACAAGUGUAACCAAGCCGAAUGUUGGUCUGACAGCCGAAAUUGAAAGACCCAAUCAAGGCCAAGUUGGUGUUGUUGUGAUUCCAAAAUCUGCCCAAACACCUCCCGCCAAAACUUUGACUGCGACGGUCCAAGGCUAUGCCCCUCCCAGUUCCUCGAGCAGAGGUCUUGCGAUGGCAUUAGCACCAGGUACACUAGGUCAGAUUGGUUACGUAGUGCCUGCAUCAUCAUCUUUACUGCCAUAUGUGGCUUCUCCGAGCCUGGCACCAGCACCGUCUACUAAUUCCCUUCCAUAUGUGCCUUCCAAAGCAGCACCUGCUCAACCGCCAUCAGCAGGUCUCAUUUCGUCACCUCUAGCAAUGUCAUCUCUGCUUGCCGUACCAUCUUCAUCACCUAAAGUAGCUCAGGCACCUGGGAUUAUAAUGCCCCCAGGGCUAUCACCACCUCCGGGGAAUGGACCUGUCACUUUGGCUCUACGAGGAGGGACACCUGUUUUUGGCCUAGCGGCAAGAAGACAAACUUUGAAUCAGAGGUCAAGAAAUCAUGGUCCUUUCUAUUCAAGUUAUAACGGUUAUACGAGUAGGAGCGCCAACCGAAGAAAUAAUCAACAGAGUUAUAGACAUUAUCCUUAUACCAGAACAAAUUGGUACUCGAAUCCAAACUACGCGAAUCCUUUCCAACGGAGUUACAGACGCGUAAACAAGAAAAAACGAAGCAGUCACGAUCAAGACCCCACAGAUCCUUUACCAACUAGUGACAAAUGAAUGGGAAGAAAUUCUAAACUCCACCUACAGAUG